AUAAAGAAGAGAAAUCUCAGGUUAAGGUGAUUGCAGGGCUGAAGGCCCACAUUGAUCUACCCACCCCAAGGCACAAGAAAUCACUGGCGGGCUAUGGCAGGACAGGGUAGUUUGGAAGGAAGGAGUCGCUUGUAGUUAGACGGAGACAAAGGGUCAAGGUCCUCAGGCCUGAGAGGAGAAACCAGAGUUUGGAGAAAGUGGCUCCCCCGGCCAGCCGCCCGCUCCCAGCCACGGACCCAACGGCUUGGGAGAGUUCGCGACCCCGCCCCCACCAAACCCAGCCAAUGAGGAAGCCCUCCACGGGGCGUGGCGUUGCCAGGCGACCGAGUGGGCCCCCGGCCUUGCAGUUAGCCGCGGCUUUCGCUCCCACUCCGCGGGCGCUAAGCCUCAGGAUGGGUGUCUGCGGGCCCCUCCAUGGGCCCCCCUCAGACUUUGUCAGUGGAGUUUUAUUUUUUUAGUUCAUAUUUUAUUUUUGUUUCUAGAAGACAAAGAUAUCCCCUUCCCAAACGGGGAAAAACUCAUAAAAGUUUGUGACUGUCUAAAAAGUAAGUCCAGGCUUGCCUGAUUUCACCCUGCCGGGACUUCCUUAUUCUGUUGGUGGGGAGCCCAGAAGACUUGCUUUCCCAUUCCUCCCCAGCCAGAAACCUGUCUGGAGUCUGUGUCUUUAGCACCUGCGAGUCGGGGAGAAAUUGCUGGAGCCCCUGACACCAGUGACUGCUGAGGUAGAAGAUUCUGGAAGAAAACACACAGACACACACACACACACAUCUUCCCUGGGGGACACAGGGAAGCCUGAAGGAUUUCCAAGAUGACCAAGGUACCAGCCACCAAGAAGAUACAGAGUUCCCCUGCCUCGGGGGCCCUCUGGCCCUUUUAUGCCUCAGAUCGUCUAACACAGGUCCCAGACAAACCAAUGAGGAGCAUCAAGUAUAUGCAGAAGGAUAUAAUAAACCUCAAGAAAGACCUUACACGAAGCCGCAUCUUGAUUCAGUGGGUGAAGAUUGGCCGUGGUUACUUUACUAUUCUGAGGGAGGAGAGUGCAUUGAAAAAGAAGCAACAACAACUUCAGAAACUCAAAGAGGAAGGAAGAAAUAUAUUCCAACCAGCCAAAAAGAUGUCAGAUGUCCAGUAUGGGGAUAUUCUUUUGACCACAAACGGGGACAAGAAGAUGAAGAAGGUGGGGAUGGGAGUCCUCCUGCGUCCGUUCACCCCCGUGCACAGCUGCAUCAUUGCGCCCUCGCUGCCUGAGGCUCACGUCGAGCCCAUCUUCCGCCAGCUCUGUGCCCUCCACUGGCUCCUGGAGGCCCUGACUAUCGACCACACCCACCACACCAUGAAGCCCGUGAUCACCUGCUGGAAUCCGAAGGACCCAGGUGGAAGCAAGAGCACAAUAAAAAAAAUCAAUAAGGACAAGUCCAUGGGACAGAGGUGGGAGCGCUUCAUCACAGCCCCAAAGACCAAGAGAUUCAAGGUGCCUGUAGCACGCGUCACCAGCUACAAACCAAGCCGGCGAGGCUCCACCCUCAGUCUGUCUCGGACAAGUGGAGGGUCAUCCCCCCAGAGCAGCAUGGUCUCCGUGAACCCGGGCUCAGAUGAGCCCCAGAGUGUGAUCACCCAGGCGACAGGCAGCAAGGACGUUGAGGACAGUGAAUCGUCUUCGGCCAAGCCUGAAGAAGAACCUCUCCAUGUCAAUCUGCAGAAGCUCCUGGAGAUGGUUCGGGAAGAUGCUCAGAGAACAGUCACAAUGGCAGAUGGGAUGCAAAAACAAGCGGCCAGUAUCUUCUCAAUGCUCAGACAAAACAAGAGUGAUUCUGCCUAUAAAGACAUGCAGACCACCCGCAAAUCAAGUGACAGAUCCAGCAGUACAAGUGGAGACAGCCACUCCCAGGUGCCCCAGAAGAAGUCUAAAAGCCGCAGCAACCGUGACAUCAUCCACUGCAAGAGUGGGGUGUGUAACGCCCUGAGGGCCAAGUUUAACAAUGUGGCCCAGGAGGCUGGCCUCUGUCUACAGGACAAGAUGGAAAUCCUCAUGAAGCGCCAAGAAGAAAGAGGUCUCCAGAAGUUCCGUUCUUUUGACCUUGUCUCAAAUUUCCAAAAGGAUGUAGCAAAAAUGAGACACCACAUCUCCAUGGCAAAAGGAGAUGCAGAAGAAAUUGCACAGCACUGGUACUUUGACCUGCUGUCCAAACUCCCUGAGGAUCUGAAGAAUUUCCGCCCUGCCAAAAAGAUCCUGGCGAAACUGCAGAAGUUUGGGGAAAAUCUGGACCUGAGGAUCCGGCCGCAUGUUCUCUUGAAGGUGCUGCAGGACAUGAGGGUCUGGGAGCUGUGCUCUCCGGACAUCGCGGUGGCUGUCGAGUUUGUGCGAGAACACAUCAUCCACAUGCCUCACGAGGAUUAUAUCAGCUGGCUGCAGGACCGAAUCAACGUCCCCAUCCGGCCCCACAGUGCCCAGACGUAGUGGGCCUGGGUUGACCAGCGAUCCCAGUGGAGGAGGGCUGUCUGCACUGUGUUCCUGUUUCCUACCUACUCUCAUGGAUACUCGUUAUGACCUAGUAGGGGCAUCUGGAGACCAGAUGACCCUGCCAGCGUUCUAGAGGGAGCUCCUCCCAGGUGGGAGCUCCCUCCUGCCUCGCACCCCAGCCUCAGUCUCCCAGCCUCCGUUCCUCACUGGUCUAGACUGACUCUACCUGCUCCCUCUCCAGAAUCCUUCACCCUAUUUCUCCUCCUCAAAUGCUAGAUAAUAAAAUUGAGUCGAAUGUUUGAUGUUCAGCUGGGAAAAAGUUGGAGCUGUGGAAUUUGGGCGUGGUGUUCAGACCCUGAUAAUAACAUACAGUUAUCAUUUAUGGAGUUUUUGUUAUACAACAGGCCCAGCGCUGGGUGAUAUUACUGCCUAAUAAUAUCAUUUAAAUCUCACAAUUACUUGGUUAA
Aethalodelphis obliquidens (Pacific white-sided dolphin) is the source of this 2928-nucleotide messenger RNA. RefSeq names its product coiled-coil domain containing 60 (gene CCDC60). NCBI's taxonomy places the organism in Eukaryota, Metazoa, Chordata, Mammalia, Artiodactyla, Delphinidae. The record is from RefSeq and is a predicted model, not a curated record. The transcript is spliced from 14 exons. The coding region runs from base 809 to 2458 and encodes 549 amino acids.